This is a messenger RNA of Olea europaea var. sylvestris, 1546 nucleotides long. Its product is annotated as cell division protein FtsY homolog, chloroplastic. The record is from RefSeq and is a predicted model, not a curated record. Bases 1 to 1170 code for a protein of 389 amino acids. The transcript is spliced from 12 exons. Gene Ontology annotation, molecular function: GTP binding; GTPase activity; ATP hydrolysis activity. Gene Ontology annotation, cellular component: membrane. Gene Ontology annotation, biological process: SRP-dependent cotranslational protein targeting to membrane. Lineage: Eukaryota; Viridiplantae; Streptophyta; Magnoliopsida; Lamiales; Oleaceae.
AUGCAUUAUCUACUCCCGCUGCGCACUUCAUUCCAUCAGCUGCCAAAAUCAAUGGUUUCUUCUGUGUCUUCUCAUCUUCUCCCGCUCCGCUCCAAACAACCAUUUCCACCACCGAAUUCCGCCACUACCCUCCUUCAUAUCCCAACUAACUUGGUGUUUACAUGCGCAACCCGGACUUCCCAGUUUAAAUGCUCGGCGGGUCAGACUGGUUUUUUCACUAAGCUGGGCAGGUUAAUCAAGGAGAAAGCUAAAAGUGACGUGGAAAAAGUAUUCUCCGGGUUCUCCAAAACAAGAGAUAACUUAGCUGUCAUUGAUGAGCUUCUGCUUUAUUGGAAUCUCUCUGAUACUGAUCGAGUUCUAGACAAUCUGGAAGAGGCGUUGUUAGUGGCUGAUUUUGGGCCGAGGAUUACUAUAAAGAUUGUAGAGAGCUUAAGGGAAGAUAUAUAUGCUGGGAAGCUCAAAUCCGGGACCGAGAUCAAGGAUGCUUUAAAGGGGAGUAUAUUGAAUUUGUUAACUAGCAAGAAACUUAAAUCCGAGCUCCAACUGGGUUUCAGGAAACCAGCUGUUAUCAUGAUUGUUGGCGUCAAUGGAGGUGGGAAGACUACAUCUCUUGGGAAGCUGGCCAAUAGAUUGAAGAAAGAAGGUGCCAAGGUAUUGUUGGCGGCAGGAGAUACUUUUAGAGCAGCUGCAAGUGAUCAAUUGGUGAUAUGGGCCGAAAGGACCGACUGUGAGAUUGUUGUAGCUGAAAAGGAGAAUGCAAAAGCAUCAUCUGUUCUUUCACAGGCUGUGAAAAAGGGUAAAGAACAAGGUUAUGAUAUUGUUCUCUGCGACACAUCUGGACGUUUGCACACCAAUUAUAGCCUGAUGGAAGAACUGGUUGCAUGCAAGAAAGCUAUUAGAAAAGCCAUCUCCAGUGCACCCAGUGAAAUCCUGCUAGUGUUGGACGGGACAACUGGUCUAAACAUGCUUCCACAGGCCAGAGAAUUUAACGAUGUCGUUGGAAUAACUGGUUUGAUAUUGACCAAACUCGACGGGUCUGCCAGAGGUGGUUGCGUGGUUAGUGUAGUGGACGAGCUUGGCAUUCCUGUGAAGUUCGUUGGUGUUGGUGAAGGGUUAGAAGAUCUGCAACCCUUUGAUGCAGAGGCAUUCGUGAAUGCAAUAUUUCCAUGAAUUGGAAGGUUAUUUGCCUCAGUCCUAUGGGGCUUCCUAGCAGAACAUUUGAGUAAAUUUAUGGCUGAUGGUUGAACAUUGGACUUGAUCAAUCAAAUACUCAAAGCUUCUCUUUCCAGUCGAUGGAGUAUAUGCAAAAUGUCUUCUAUUUCGUAGUCAAAACUGAGUUGCUGCCCAGUUUUCGAAUGCGAGGCCUCAGAUUAUUUGGUAAUAUGUGAUUCUUAGAUGAGUGAUGAAUGUUUGAAGCGAUGGACUUUAUUAUAACAUCUUCAAUUUAAAUUUUAAUCUGAUAAACCGAAUGUAAUGGGUUGUAUACCAAUGAGAAAUAUGCAAGAAAGGGAUACCCCAAAGGAGAUCUUACUCAAUUUUGUGAUUA